Austrofundulus limnaeus is the source of this 601-nucleotide messenger RNA. RefSeq names its product coiled-coil-helix-coiled-coil-helix domain containing 1 (gene chchd1). The transcript has 3 exons. Gene Ontology annotation, molecular function: RNA binding. Gene Ontology annotation, biological process: mitochondrial translation. Bases 153 to 527 code for a protein of 124 amino acids. Gene Ontology annotation, cellular component: mitochondrion; mitochondrial ribosome; nucleoplasm. The record is from RefSeq and is a predicted model, not a curated record. NCBI's taxonomy places the organism in Eukaryota, Metazoa, Chordata, Actinopteri, Cyprinodontiformes, Rivulidae.
UGUAAAACUAGCCUAUUUGACCUAGCCUGCAUAGCUUUCCGAAGACACGAGUCUUCUCUUUUCAUUUAUUUCUACAUAUUUGUUUGUUUCCAUAGUUUGAGGCCGGAGUGUUACCAGCUAUCCGCGGAGCAGUCCGACUUUACAGAGAGAAAAUGGUCACGCCAUCACCGGGAACCAUUCAGUUCCAGGAGAAGGUYAGGAAGUUGCUCAGCAGAUAUAAAAAAAAGCCUGUGCUGAAACCCAACAAGCCUCUUGUUCUGCAAGAUCGUGUGUCCAGCCGCAGUGUCGACAAAGGAGAUGCCACUUGCCUCACUGAGAUGUCGGUCAUGAUGGCUUGUUGGAAAGAGAACAACUUUGUAGACACUUUUUGUUCCAGAGAGAUCGAUACUUUCUAUACGUGUGUAAACAAAGUACUGGAAGCGAGGAAGAAUAAAUCUGAACAGGGCAGCACGACUAAAGGACGCCUAACGCCAAAACAAGCCACGACUCUGCUGAAGAGGUUUCCCAACCCAGUAACAGAGGUUUAAACAAAACCUCUUUUAUUGUUAUCCAAACAACUUUUUUGCAGAAUAAUAAAUGACUUGUUUUGUUGACCACUGUA